CCUCCUCCUUUUCUUUUAUUCAGAAUCUUAUCCUUCUGCAGAUCUGCCAAAGAGGGAACAUAAGCAGACAGAGAGAGAGAGAGAAAGUGGUCGUCGUCCCCCCCCAGCUACAAUGCGACUUUAAAAUCAUCUUCUCGUUUUCAGAAUUGAUAUUCCUGGAAUUAAAAAAGAAAAUAAAAAAAAUAUAAAAAAUAUAAAAAAAAAAAAAAAAAAGCAUAUUCAACCUAAAACGGGUCGUCGUGGUUGAUCAGUAUGUAGAAGAACACGCUUUACACUUUAAUUCAACAGGAGCGAAGUAACUACUUGUGAUCCGUCUGGAAUGGGAGGUGGGAACAUAAUGUCACUCGGGGCUUGUGUCUUCUUCGCUGCUCUCCUGGUAGGCUGUAUGUGCUUCUCCAACACGCCAUCCUCUGCCAAGCUUAGGAGGAAUCUUUUCAACAGUUAUCACUCACUAUUGCUGCCUGAUGGCAGAGAAACCACGAUCUACUUGUUGAAAGAUCUCACGAAGAGGUACUACUUUGUUUUAGAAGAAAACGGCGCACCUCAUUUCUCGAUUACUGUGACUCCGUGCGAUGUGCCUAUAGAAUGGAGUAUUCUGCGCUACAAAACCUCACAGGCGUUCCAUAGAAAGUCGUCAGGUAUGUAAAAUGCUUCCGAUCACCUGAAGCCUCAGCCAUCUUCAGAAACCGUGUCUACGCUUUUCCGCUACAAGGGGAACUCAGUUGAGAACUUUAUUGGCGCGUCCUCUUAUUCUUCCCUCUUUGUCCUGGAAUUCCUGUCCACAGAGAGAGACACCCACAUCUCGGUGUACUUGACAACCGAUCUAACACACGGAAACCUAUUUCCCGAGCUUCCAGGAGAUCCUCGCAUUGACGUGACCGCGGUCACCCAUAACUCUGUGACUUUAAUCUGGAAAGCAAGCCCUUCUGUCUUGAGGUUUAAGGACAACAUCCAAUACUGUCUCCUCGUCAAUGAAAAGCACAAUUACAAAAGCCUAUGCGCCGCAGACACCGCAGUCCGUUCGGCUAGAGGGAAAGGGUCCAAACAAUUCGCUUUACCUGUCUCCAGAUACGUAGAUGAUCAACAACGUGUAAUGGUCGUGGCAAAAGAUGAGUUUAGCGUCGUCCACAAAGCUAGCAACCUCGACGCUAGGCAGAUAUGCAUCGGCAACAGAAACACCUUCAUGGUGUCCAACUUGAGCCCAAACACGCAAUAUUACUUUGACGUGUUUGUGGUCAACCUUUCGACCAAUGCCAGCGCCGCUUACACGGGGACAUUUGCCAAGACUUUGGCUCAGCCCAAGCCCAAGGUCUCCUACUUGAAAGACGGUAAAAUAGUUCAGGUCAACUUCGACGGCAGAGGCCCAAAGAGUUACAGUUUCCAGUAUCAGGCCAAGCAUAAAAAAGUCCAGUUCACAUUUCAGUUAUGCAGAGGCCGAAUCCUAGCACAGAUAUUAAAAAACGGUAAAAUGGUCGUUUCGGAGAACAUCCAGGGCUUGAGACACAUAACGCUGAAAGGUAAAGCCAACGAUAAAUACUUUGCUCUACUCAAGUCACCCGAGCCUGGAUCAAAUUCUUCUGCGAUGGUCCAGGUGUCCUCCCACAUCCACAAACCUUUAUUCCCCUUCUUUCCAGACAGCUUAAAAAUAAAGUCUUUUAACAAACUGAGAACGUGUGACUCGAUCACCGUAGCCUGGCUCGGCACGCAGGAGAGGAACAUAUACUGCGUCUAUAAGAAGAAAAUCCAAGAAGAUCACGUUUGGGGAGAAAUAUCGAAUAUCGACAGGUGUUCGGGGCCUGAAUCGCGUCCAAAAUCCGAAAAGGUCUCUUGUAAAUAUUUCCACGACGUCAACGUUCGAAGAGCAGUGACCUCCGAGACCAUCGGUGGUCUUGAGAAAGGUACGGCCUACCUGCUCGAUGUGUAUCUUGUGGGCCAUUCCGGAAUACUGGUGAGGUACAACAGCAAAGUGGUCAAGACAAGAAAAAAUUGUUGAAGGCUCGAAACAACAUUUUUUUUUAUGGGACCACUAAGAAAUGCAUGCAUAGAAGACCCCUUUCUUUCUUUUAGAUAAGGGCACGGUGACGUUUUGUAUACGCCAAUUUGUGAACGGAUGUAUUUAAUAAUUAAACAGUGUUAUAAUGUCG
Molecule: messenger RNA, 2144 nt
Organism: Spea bombifrons (plains spadefoot toad)
Lineage: Eukaryota; Metazoa; Chordata; Amphibia; Anura; Pelobatidae
Product: protein NDNF-like
Exons: 5
Biological process (GO): extracellular matrix organization
Molecular function (GO): protein binding
Source: RefSeq, a predicted model, not a curated record